AUGCACGGGCAGGAAGCCCUCUUUUCUGAGAACAUGCCCUUAAAAGAAGUCAUCGCACAUUUGGAGCAACAGAAGGUAGCAACAACUCCCACACAAGAGAACGCAAGGGCACUCUUGGAGAUCCCCAAAGUCGUGUUCUUGGCAGCAGGUGAGUCAGGCUGGACAGAAGAGGGCUGCAGUGUGAUUCUCUACUUGUGUACAGUUUUAUCAAUUGUCUUAUUUGUCACAGGACAUGAAAAUACAGACGAUGGCUGCCAACCCCCUUGGAACACUAGUGUUGGAAGUGACGGUGUUAAUAGUGCUGGAACUGUGAGUGAUUCCCUUUGCACCUUCCAGAGAGUGCAAUAUCCGGAGCUUGAAGACAGGGAUGUUUCUUAUGGAGUCCCACAGGUUUCCAGAAGAGUAACUCAAGAUACUUCCAGGUCCCAGGAAGUGUCCCUGAGGGCACCUUCUUCUGAAGAGGUCCUUAUGGAGGUUCAGCCAGUGUUUCUCUCCCUCACCAAGCAGUCUGAGGUGACUGGAGAUGGCCACAACGCUACUGAUGUGAGUGGCGGGGUUAUUCGUCUCACAAGUGAGGGAGAUUCCAUUUUCAUUAUCCAGGGAGAGCAGUACUCUGUACCUGAUGUGGAAGGCGUUUCUUACAGAGAGCCUCAGGGUUCAAGAAUAGCAUUGUGCAGUACCCGCAGGUCCCUCGACAGGUCUCUGUGGACAGCUUCUCCUGGAGUUGUCCCUAUGGAGGUCCCAGGCUUCCUCUGCAGGCCAGAGCAGUCUACCCCUAAGUCUGUCCCUCUUUUCCAGAAUCAUGAGGCAAAUUCCACCUUUAAGGGUAACCAAGAGAGACUCCAGAGAGACCCCAAACCAUACAAAUGCGAGGAAUGUCCCAGAACCUUCAAAUAUCCCAGCAACCUCUCCAUCCACCAGAAAGCACACAAGAAGGAGAGGCCAUUUUUCUGUAAGGUGUGCCAGACAGGCUUUCACCAAGUCUCGGAACUUCGAUUUCAUGAGGUCAUACACAAGGCAGGGAAGCCUUUCACAUGCGAUGCCUGUGGAAGGGCCUUCCGAUACAAGACCAACCUGCAGGCUCAUGAGAGGAUCCACACAGGAGAGAAGCCAUACUCCUGCUCCCUGUGUGAUAGCAGCUUCUGCCAGUCAUCCACAUACCACUGUCACUUCAGGAAGUUCCACAAAUCAGAAUGA
Messenger RNA from Apodemus sylvaticus (European woodmouse), 1197 nucleotides. Its product is annotated as zinc finger and SCAN domain containing protein 4F-like. The coding region runs from base 1 to 1197 and encodes 398 amino acids. Gene Ontology annotation, cellular component: nucleus. The transcript has a single exon. The record is from RefSeq and is a predicted model, not a curated record. NCBI's taxonomy places the organism in Eukaryota, Metazoa, Chordata, Mammalia, Rodentia, Muridae.